AUGAAGAAGAAUGAUGAACAACAAUUCAAGCACUUUCUUGAGCUUCUAAAGCAGUUGCAUAUCAACAUUCCACUUAUAGAGGCUUUGGAGCAGAUGCCGACAUAUGUCAAAUUUUUAAAGGACAUUUUGACGAAGAAGAGAAGAGUCAGUGAGAAGGAAGUAAUAACGCUAACGCAUGAGUGUAACGCGUUAGUAAGCAACAGUCUAGCAAAGAAGCAGAAGGACCCUGGGAGCUUCACAGUUCCUUGUUCGAUAGAAGGAUUGGAUCUCACUGACAGAAAAAUUAAGUCCCCAGAAGGGAAGAUUGAAGACGUUCUAGUGAAGGUUGACAAUCUCAUAUUCCCAGCAGACUUUAUUAUCUUGGACUAUGAAGCAGAUAGGGAGGUACCAAUUAUCCCUGGACGCCCCUUCUUAGCUACUGGGAAAGUUUUAAUUGACGUGCAUAAAGGCAAAUUAAAUAUGCAUGUGGACAAUGAAGAGUUGAAGUUUAAUAUGCUGAACGCAUUAAAGUUCCCAGAUAGUGAAGAUUGUCAACUAAAUAAUAUUGAGUUGCCUAAAGAAGAGACCCAUGUAUGUGAGGUCCUCGCGUUGGAGAAGAACCUAAAAGAAUUAGAGCCGCCAAGUCUGAGUGAGCGGCGAACAAAAGCAACGCGUCCAUCACUUGAGGAACCACCAGAACUCGAGUUGAAACAGUUACCUAGACACCUGAAAUAUGCAUUCCUUGGAACUAACAACACUUUACCUAUGAUCAUUUCCGCAAAUCUUACAGAGCCUAAUGAGCAAUAUCUCUUGUAG
This is a messenger RNA of Benincasa hispida (wax gourd), 795 nucleotides long. The record is from RefSeq and is a predicted model, not a curated record. NCBI's taxonomy places the organism in Eukaryota, Viridiplantae, Streptophyta, Magnoliopsida, Cucurbitales, Cucurbitaceae.